This is a messenger RNA of Dermochelys coriacea (leatherback sea turtle), 4550 nucleotides long. It is a transcript of the gene CMYA5, whose product is annotated as cardiomyopathy associated 5. The transcript is spliced from 12 exons. Bases 36 to 4523 code for a protein of 1495 amino acids. NCBI's taxonomy places the organism in Eukaryota, Metazoa, Chordata, Testudines, Dermochelyidae. The record is from RefSeq and is a predicted model, not a curated record. Gene Ontology annotation, molecular function: protein binding.
UGCCUGACACAGAAUAUACGUCAUCUGAACAAUCAAUGGCUGUUUCAUCAGACUUUAUUGAUGAAACCGUGAUGCAAGAAUAUCAGUCUUAUUCAGCUGAAGUAGACAGUUUCCCAUCAACCCAGUUAAAAAACACCUUAGUUAAGCCUUUUAAUGAAACAGAGACUCUAGAAAUUCAAGCGUGUGCAUUUGAAGAAACUGCUUUGUUGUCAGAAGAGUCAAAAACUGGCUCAGCUGAUCCUACAAAUAAUGAAGCAGACAAGCAAGAAAUUCAGUCUUUUCCAAAUGAAGCUGAAUACUUUGAAUCAAAACAAUUUCCAGGUAGACUUCAGACAGCACGUACAGCCCGAAGUACUAAUGAGAAUAGAUCAGUGAUGACAAUGGUAUCUGAUUUUGUUUCAAAUGAAGCUUCCCGUAAUCUCCUAUCAGAGCCCAUUAAUGAAAUCCACACACAUUUAUACUCCUCACUACCAGGUAAUCCAGUCUCAGAUAAAAAUUUAAACAAUGUAACAGUAACUAACAUUGGAGACCUUUCAACAGCAGAAGAAAUACAGCAUUUUUCAAAUGUAGAAGCAGGGUCAAAAGAACCUGAACAUUAUCUACCGAGAGAAGAGAAAUUAACAGAACACGUGAACUCUGCAGAAGAAUCCAAAUAUACUCCAGAACCUGAUGAACAAAAAGAUAUGUUUAAUAUCAUUUCAGAAGGCUAUGAGAUAUUGAAUAUUCAUGUUGUCCCACUCAUUUCUUCAGUGGAUGAAGAAGAAAGCAAACACAUGCCAGAUAAACUAGAAUACUUAGAAACAAAUACCCUCAUUAAAACAAAACUGUUUGAUUGUGGUGACCAGGAAGCGUCAGCACAUGGAACAGCUACAGAAAUUUCAGAAACCUCAGUGACAGAUGACACCAGAGUUAAAGAUAUGGAACAAAAAAAACUCGUUGAAGAAGUAGAUGCUCAGGAACUUGUAGAAACGGAGGAGGAAAUUUCCACUGUGUCAGAAAAUAAAAGUGGUGAAGUUUUGAAUCCUAACCAGAGUACCAUUGAGAUGGAUUAUUUUGAAAAGUAUACUUUGAUUGAUGACAAAUCCCCCACUGAGCUAUCACUUCAGGGCCUAUCUCCCUUUGUUGCUGUAAUGGCAAACCCUAAGAAGCAUACAGAAGAAGCCAUCUCUUCAACUGGAAGUUCUGAUGUUAAUACUUUGGAAGAUGAAUUUACUUUACUAGAUAAUGACUUGGAUGAAGCCUUUUAUGGAAUGAUGGAACAAGAAAGUGAGAUGCAGACUUCUGCAGAUGCUCAGAAAUUUUUGACUAUGCAAAAAUCAAUUGAUUGUAGUAAAAAAGUGAUAAAUAUAGAAGAUGAACAGAAGUUAGCAGGCACACCCUUAUUUGAUACAGAAGAAGGAGUGUUAGAACGAUCUAUGUUGUUUCCCACAUCAGUCAGCGCAGUUAACCCAGAACUUCUAGAGGAGCCACCUGCACUGGCAUUUUUAUACAAGGACCUCUAUGCAGAAGCAGUGGGAGAAAAUGCAAAAGGUGAAAAUGAACCUCCUUCUGAUGAAGAAAGUGGCAAUUCUGAUGCAUCUUUCCCUCGAAAUUCUGACACAGACGAUGAAACUGGAAUAUAUUUUGAAAAAUACAUUCUUAAAGAUGAUAUUCCUUGUAAUGUGGCUGGGUCUCAAAAAGAUCAAGUUUCAAAGGCUCAGUCUAUUAAUAAAGACCUGUCAGGCCAACUGAGGGUUUCAGACAAACAUAAGGAUUUUUUUGAGGUAAUUGAAAAGGAGCAGCAAUCUGUUCAUAUUUUAUCUGAAGAAUCCACCAAAACUGAGAUCUUGUCAGAAGGAGAAAUUAUGGUGGGAGAGAGAAUCCCGUUUAUUAGGUAUAUUAAAGUAACAAUUUGUCAACCAACUCAGGCAGUUGCUUUUGGAAGCAAGCUUAAUGUUUCAGAUGCAAGAAAUGAUCCCACUAAUCAAAGAGAGGAAGAAAAUGCACCUGCAGCAACCCACCAGGAGUGGUCAGAGCAAAUGAGUCAUGAAGAGUCCAGUCAAGUACUGGAUUCUGAGGUAAUUACCAAUCAAAAAGAAGCAUCUGUGCAAGAUAAAUCAAAGACAGUAAUGCCUCUAACAGAUGAGCAGAAAGAACAUGAAAUAGCAGCAGUUAAUAAAAUGCCUCACAGCAGAACACCUGUUGAUGAAAGUGAAAGCAAUCAAUAUGUUCAUACUCCUCAGCAACCAGAGCAAUUAAUUUCAUAUUUGAAUAAUCACCUUCAACCCAUGACAAAAGAGGCAUAUGAUUUAGACCAUGAUUGUAUGAACAAAAAAAUAAGCAGGGAAAAAUAUCUAUUGGAUACAGAUGAGCAGACAAAUGAAAAAACAGUCAGAGAAAAUAUUGCCGAUGAUAUAGCAAAGCAUAACCUAGAAGUAGCUAAGAUUGGCCUUCCAGAACCCGGAGUAAAGUUUGAUAAGGCAUCAAGUGAUUUAGACUUACAGCCUUUUAGACGUGAUUUUGAUAACCUUCCAUCAGAUUCAACAAGAGAGGAGCAGUGCUUUGAGACUGAUGAACAUCUUGCCGAGUCAAUGGAUUAUGAAGUGAUUACCCAAGAAGAACUUUUGCAAGAUGAAGUGUCCUCUGAAUUGGCACAUGAAGAUUUAUUGUUUGAAGACAGGGAAUCUUUUGGGCAGAUUAGCUAUAGUUAUGAAUUUGUAAAUGAGGCAGAGCAAGAGACACCCAUUGAACAUGAGGAUUCAGGCUUUAUGAUGAUGAAUUCUGAAAAAUCAUCACUAGGCACAUCUGAAAGUGAGAGUCCACAAAAAGAAAUUAAGAAGGCCCAUGUUGAUACUUACUGCUGCCAGUGCAGGUGCCCAAUUUCUGCUAUUGACAAGGUUUUUGGGGAGCAUGAAGGCCAUGAUGUGACGACACUGGACACUGCUGUAAUGGAUAUGAAGGAUCAAUUAGACGAAUUUCUAGGAGAGUUACAGCAAAGGUCAGUGAAGUUUGAGGAGUUGGUUAGUGAAAUAGAAUCCCUGUUUAAUUCUGUUGAGGAAAAAAGUAAAAAAAAUGAGCAGUUUUUAGAAGACCAAAAUGAAGAGCUGGUUAAGAGAGUGAUAGCCCAGUAUGAUGAGAAGUCCCAGAACUUUGAGGAGGUGAAGAAGAUGAAAAUGGAAUACUUGUAUGAACAGAUGGUUAACUUUCAGCAAAGUAUUGUUGAGGCGAAGGAAACCUUGGAGAUGACUGUAAAGGAAACAGAAGAACUUGAUGAUGUUGUUUUCCUAAAUUUAUCUAAAGAAAUGAAUAAAAGGUUACUUUCUGCAAUGGAUAAUUCUCUCUCGUUAGAAAAAAUGCCCAGUGCAUUUUCACUUUUUGACCAUUAUGCAGACAGUUCAGUGAGAAGUGACCAGAAGACCUUAAAAUGUGUCGCUGUUCCACAGACUCCAGAAUUGCUACCUCAGGAACCAAACUCUGCUACAAGCACAUCAAUUGCAGUCUAUUGGACUGUGAGUGAAGGGGACGUCAUUGAUUGCUUCCAGGUGUAUUGCAUGGAGGAACCUCAACCGAACAAAGAUCAAAGUGCCUUGGUGGAAGAAUACAGAAUUACAGUGAAGGAGAGUUACUGCAUUUUGGAAGACCUGGAGCCAGAUCGCUAUUAUGGUGUAUGGGUCAUGGCUGUGAACUAUACAGGAUGUAGCUUACCGAGUCACAAAUCCACUUUUAGAACUGCUCCCUCAACCCCCUUACUAAAGGCAGAAGACUGUACUGUGUGUUGGGACACUGCCGUCAUCCGAUGGAGCACAGCUAACCCUGAAGCAACAAAGUCUUUCACACUGGAGUACUGCAGACAGUACUCUCCUGAAGGAGAGGGUCUCAGAUCUUUUGCUGGAAUAAAAAAGCCUGAACUGCAAGUUAAUCUGCAGCCCAAUGUGAAUUAUUUCUUCUAUGUGAGAGCUGCCAACUCCUCUGGGACAAGUGAACAGAGUGAAGCCGCCCUCAUCUCAACGAAAGGAACUAGAUUUCAUGUGAUGAGUGACACAGCUCAUCCUGCUUUGCAAGUGUCUUCCGAUGGAACUGUGAUAUGCCUUCCUGAGAGAACCAAAUUCGCUGGAAUUCCAUCUGUCCUGGGUGAGCUGCUGCCAGCUCGUGGUCGGCAUUACUGGGAAACCACCGUCACUGGCUGCAAAGGCUACCGGAUUGGAAUCUCCUAUAACUCUACCCCACAAGGCAGCAUCCUGGGGCAGGAUGAUACUUCUUGGUGCAUAUGUUGUUGUUCUACACAAACAAGUUUCAUUUAUAAAUUCUUCCACCAUGGUGUAAUGAAUGACGUUUACGUGAUGGAGCAGCCAACCAGGGUCGGAAUUCUGCUGGAUUAUAAUGCUAGGAGACUUUCAUUCUUCAAUGCAGAGAGAGGACUAGUUCUGUUCACCAUCAGGCACAGAUUUACCAGUGCUGCUCACCCUGCCUUUGUUUUGGAGAAAGCUGGCGUACUUAACCUGCACACAGGAAUGGAGCUGCCAGAGUUUGUGAAACACAGCUAAUCUCUUGCUUUCAAACUCUCUGGAAGA